This is a messenger RNA of Tarenaya hassleriana, 2601 nucleotides long. Its product is annotated as probable ADP-ribosylation factor GTPase-activating protein AGD14. Gene Ontology annotation, molecular function: GTPase activator activity. Lineage: Eukaryota; Viridiplantae; Streptophyta; Magnoliopsida; Brassicales; Cleomaceae. The transcript is spliced from 13 exons. The record is from RefSeq and is a predicted model, not a curated record. Bases 271 to 2331 code for a protein of 686 amino acids.
GAAGGAGACGGCAAAAACAACGACGAGUAAAAAGGAACACUCGCCUCUCUUCCCUUUUCCUGGAAAAAAAGAAGAUAAAGAGAGAAAAAACCCUUGUCUCCUGUUCGUGCAAAUUCAAAAAUCUACCAUCCAAUUCGUUUUUCUGAUAUUUCAAGUUCCAUUUUCCCAGAUUUCUCGGGAAAACCCAAUUGUUCGAUUCGUGAGUCAAUCGCAGAUUCGGGAUCUUCCUUUGUUUUGGGGCUUUUGUGUUUGUCAUUUUGUCCGAGCGAAAUGGGAAGUAGAAGAGAAGAAGAGCGAAACGAGAAGAUUAUCCGCGGUCUGAUGAAGCUUCCACCGAACCGUCGUUGUAUAAACUGCAAUAGCAUGGGUCCUCAAUACGUUUGCACGACUUUUUGGACCUUCGUUUGCAUUGCUUGCAGUGGAAUACAUCGGGAAUUUACUCAUCGUGUGAAGUCUGUAUCUAUGGCAAAGUUUACUUCUCAAGAAGUUGAAGCACUUCAAAAUGGAGGUAAUCAGCGUGCCCGAGAAAUGUAUUUGAAAAACUGGGACUAUCAACGGCAGAGACUUCCUGACAGCAGCAAUGCUGAUAGAGUCCGGGAAUUUAUAAAACAUGUUUAUGUGCAAAAGAAAUAUGCUGGAGUGAAUCCUUCGAACGAGCCUCCUAGCGAGAGUCAGACCCAUGGAAGUUCUGAAAUUGUGACACGACGUUCUGAGUCAUAUCAUUCCUACUCCCAAAGCCCUCCUUAUGAUUAUCAGUACGAGGAGCGCCGAUAUGGAAAACUACCCUUGGGACUCACCAACAGGUCUGCUUCAGAAAGGGGUCUUCAUGCUAAAGCUGCUAGUUUUGCAUUUAGCCCUGGACGCUUUCGUGAUCAUACGUUCGAGGACCAGUUUCGAAAUGAGGGCUCUGCUCCAAGGGCUUCAGAUUUCUCCGUGUCUAGCGGAGGAGAUCCUUUCAGGUCUGAAACAGAGUCCCCAAAUUUUCAGAAGGAAGUUGGAUUUAGCAGUCCGAGGUUUCAACAUUCAAAGGGCCCUUCGAGUGAAAAUCUUCAACGCACUGCAAACUUAUUUCCAGACGGGCAGCAUCAGAGAACUACAUCAUUCGGAAGUGUCAGAUCAUUUGACAGCAAUUCCAUGUCUGUCAAGUCAUGUAACUCCGGCGGCGUAGCGGAUGGAGUAACUGAAAUUGACCAAAGUACAGGAAGUCAUCAAGACAAAACGUCACCUCCUGCUCCAUCAUCAACAUACGGAGGAUUGGAUCUUUUUGGUCCAUCAGUUUCUCAAGAAGUAGACAUAACAAACACUCCUUCCAUUGAUUUGUUUCAGUUGCCCGGGGCACCUGUGGCUCAUUCUGUCAAUACAUUCCAACCUUCUGCAGCAGCUCAAUCUCCACCUGUGAAUUCAUAUCAACCUUCCAAUGCAUAUCCUUCCGCAUCUACAGAAUUGUUUGCUGGGAUUGUGGAUCAUCAAGCUACUUUAAAACCAGACAUUUCUGUUCCAAAUAAUGAAGGAUGGGCUACUUUUGACAUCCCUGUACCUGCUGCUAAACCUACUACUGGAAACUUUACCUCCUCUGGAUUUUCUCAGCUUGAUAAUUCUUCUGUGAAAAUUGAAGGAAUCUCACAACCGAGCUCAAGCAUGCAGUGGCCACUAUUUCCAUCUAGUGCCAACCAGCCUGCUCUGUCAGUGCCUGGUCCAUGGCAUGAAGAUUUAUGUGGUGGUUCAGGCACUGCAGUUUUAGCACCCAACUCGCAAUGGAAUGCCUUUGACCACUCUAUUAAGGACAUUCCUUUCGGCUGCGCGAACCAGGUUGGUGAACCGGCAGAUGGAGCAAAUAAUUCAUCUUCCAAGGUUGAUCAACAACAUUUGGACCUACAACAAGUUGUAGAGGCCUCCAGCAAUGAUGGAAUCCAGCCGACCAAAAUCCAUGAUGAUCCUUCUGGUUUUGGUUUUCCGGGGAACAUUGUUCCAGCACCAUUUUACCCUCUAUCUUUGGAGCCAGUGAUGGAAGAACCUUGGCCGCUUGCAAAUGAUCACAAUUCAAGUAAUCCAUUUGAUCUUCCUUAUGAUUCGGAGUUGGAGCCCGACAAUAUGUUCUUGGACAUGAGCUCCUUGCACACGGCAUUACCCAGUAUCCAGCCACCAGCAACCUUCCAUUCUGGUGUAAACCAGCCAUGGUUCGCUGCAGAUUUCGAAGCCUCGUAUCCACCUCCUCCAGCAGCAGCUCAAGGUGGCUUAACCUACAUGACGGGGCAAGCAUCAACAUCUCAGUUACAGAACACGGCGGCACAAGAGCCUGUUGCUUCCAUUGGAGGUAACCCAUUUGCUUAGAAAAUCCUUUCGAAAUCACUAAGCCUUUCCCACGAGCUUAAGCUCAUUGAUUAUAUCAAUCGUUAUGCAUUCCCUUUUGUUUAGAAGCAAAAAAACCGUCAUUCUGUGAAUAAAGAAAGCGUUUGUGCGUGUGUUUGAGAAUGGGCAUCGGCUAUUGCGUUUCCUUGUGGUCGGGACUUGUUCAUGACCAGCAUUCACCACAUGUCAGUUGAAUUGUUUGUAUUGUAGCUUCUUUUAUUAUGUCUGUGUAUUGCAAGCGAAAGUUCUACA